AUGUCUGUCGAACUGAGCCCCCACGUCCAGCUCGGCUUUCCUCGCCCCUUGACUCAGCUUGUUAAGCGUACUCUGACGGUCUCCAACCCUAACAACCAGCCCGUCGCCUUCAAAGUCAAGACCACCGCUCCCAAGCAGUACUGCGUGCGUCCCAACUCGGGCCGUAUCGAGCCCGGCGAGAAGGUCGAGGUGCAGGUGCUGCUCCAGCCCAUGAAGGAGGAGCCACCUUCGUCUGCCAAGUGCCGAGACAAAUUCCUUGUCCAGUCCACCAUCAUCACGCCCGAUUUCGAGACGGCUUCGCUCCAGGAGAUUUGGCCCACCAUCGAGAAGGAAAACAAGUCAGCUAUCCACGAGCAAAAGAUCCGAUGCGCUUACCUCCCUGCCACCACGGCCCCCUUGGCCGAGGAGGACGAGGGCAACACCAGCCAGUUGAACGGCGAUGAGCGAUAUACCACGGUGCGCGGCGCACCCAGCAAGCUCAACGGCGACGAUAGCUAUGCCUCGCAAACGUACAACCCCAUCACUGCUGCUCAGAAUGCUUCCGCCAACACCGACGGCUCAACGGCCCAAAAGGCCAAGGAGGCCGCGUACGCUGCUGGCGGAGCGGCAGCUGCCGGUGCUGGUGCCGCAGCGCUUGCUGCACGAAACGCUGGCUCGGGUGCCGUCAACGGCGCUUCGGCUGCCAACAAGGACACGUCGAAUCUUUCCACUUCGGAACUGCAAGCCGAGGUGGCCCGACUCAGGAAGGAGCUCGACCAGGCCAAGCGUUCGUCUUCGUCGGCAAACGUCCAGACCGCUUCCGCCGAGGGUGUGCCCGUUCACAUUGUUGCCGCCAUCGCCUUUGCCGUUUUCGCCAUCACCUAUGUCAUGUUCUAA
This is a messenger RNA of Sporisorium graminicola, 876 nucleotides long. RefSeq lists its product as uncharacterized. The transcript has 3 exons. Gene Ontology annotation, molecular function: FFAT motif binding. The record is from RefSeq and is a predicted model, not a curated record. Gene Ontology annotation, cellular component: endoplasmic reticulum membrane; plasma membrane. Gene Ontology annotation, biological process: endoplasmic reticulum membrane organization. The coding region runs from base 1 to 876 and encodes 291 amino acids. NCBI's taxonomy places the organism in Eukaryota, Fungi, Basidiomycota, Ustilaginomycetes, Ustilaginales, Ustilaginaceae.